This is a messenger RNA of Dibothriocephalus latus, 426 nucleotides long. The record is from the annotation of a GenBank genome assembly. Lineage: Eukaryota; Metazoa; Platyhelminthes; Cestoda; Diphyllobothriidea; Diphyllobothriidae.
CUGCAAAACGUGUUCGUUUCAAGGGCGGCCUACAAGAAAACAGCCGAUAAGAGCAGGCGUCGUCUGUUCGGUUGCCUCCAGGGUGACCACAUCACAGAGCUGAACGCGCUAACUGCCUUCGAACGAGAAUCUGCCAAGCGCACCGCCGGUGGUGGCGAGGAGAAUCUAAAACGUUGGUGCAAAGAGGUGGGUCUUAAUGGCCGAGGCCUGUCCCGGGCCCUCUAUAUUCGUGACAAGAUUGCCAAUAUCUUCAAGCGACAGAAGCUGCCAUGGGUGGCUGCAGAACCAGCCGGAAAUGCGGAACCCGUAAUUCGAGCCCUGCUACGUGGCUACUUUACUCAGGUUAGACCUUAUGAAUAUAUCUUCCCUGACCUCCUCCUGUACCUCGCACCACCUCGCCCCUUCUACCAAAUGUUUACUUUAUAA